AUGGCCGCCGCCCCCAGCAUCGAGUUCGCAUUCGCGACGGUGUCGCAGAUGGGCCACCUCAAGCCCCUGAUCCCUUACAUGUCGGAGUUGAUGCGCCGGGGCCAUCGGGUCACCAUCUUCUGCGACGGCGGCGACAAGUACGUGCGCGAGCUGGAGGGCGCCGGACUUGGGCCGUCGUCGCCAAACACGACGAUCGUCGGCGUGCAUUUCUCGGAGGUCCGCGGGCCGAGCGCGCUCCGGAAGGAGGUCGGUCUUCUCGGCAUUCUGAGCAAGGGAGGACCGCUCGCGAUGGCCAGCGCGCCGCUCUACGAGGCAGCCCGCCCCCUCCCGGCGGUCUUCGUGUGCGACUUCUUUUCGACCGCGGCGGUCGACGCCGCGGACAAGCUCGGGGUGCCGGUCGUGGUCGUGUUCCCGAACCCCUUGAGCAUGACGGCGAUGCCGCCGCAGCGAGACCGCACGGGCCUGUACCUCCGGGCCCGGAGCCUCAUGGUCUCGGGCGGCGAGGCCGUCUUUGCCCGGCUCUUGCUGCUGGCCCGCAACAAGGAGCGGUCGAGCCGCGGGCUCCCGGCCUUGCUGGAGCAGGACAUCUUCCCGUGCGCGACGCAGGACCGCCUCAUGGUCGCGACGACGGGCCUGGGCUUCGAGUUCCCGUGCUCCCGCUCGCCCCUCUUGCACUUCGUUGGGCCUUCGCCGCCGGCCGCGUUCCCGCCGCUCGGACCCGACCUGGCAAGCUGGCUCGACGCCCGCCGCGCCGCGGGCACGAGGGUAGUCUACGUGGCCUUCGGCACCAUGCACACCUUCAAGGCGGAGGGCGUCGCCAAGCUCUGCAGCGAACUCACGCGGGUCCAGCAGGAGCCGGGGCAGGACUCCAUCGCCUUCCUGUGGAGCCUGCCGGCGGACCAGCAGGGCUUCCUGCCGCCGGAGUGGGCGGUCCUAGCGCACGAGGCGGUCCAGGUUUAUGUGACCCACAACGGCGCCAACUCGACCUACGAGGCCCUGCUGAACGAGGUCCCGAUGGUCUGCGUCCCGACGGGCAAGGACCAGCCGGCCAACGCCGCGCGGGUCAAGGCCUCCGGGACCGGCGUCGUCGUGCCGGGAGGGCCUGCCGGGCCCGUGGCCGCCGCCCUCCGCGAGGUGCUUGCCGACCUGCCGGCCUUCGUCAAGCGCAUCGGGACGGUGCGCCGGGCCCUGGCCACCCAGGGCGGCGCUACGAGGGCCGUCGACGUCAUCGAGCACGUCGCGGCGUGCGGCGGGUACGAGCACCUCAAGCCGGGCCUCGUGAGGCCGUCCUGGUCCUUGGCCCUGCUCGGGACGGCCGCCCUCGGCGUGGCGGCCGCCGCGGUAGCCGCGGGCGCGCUGCACCGGGCCAACCUGCGGCCGUCGCCACGUGCGGCGGGGUUUACCGCGGGGCAGCGCGCCGACGACGUCGAAUGCGCCGCCGUGGCAUAG
Molecule: messenger RNA, 1449 nt
Organism: Emiliania huxleyi CCMP1516
Lineage: Eukaryota; Haptophyta; Isochrysidales; Noelaerhabdaceae
Exons: 4
Coding region: 1-1449 (482 amino acids)
Molecular function (GO): UDP-glycosyltransferase activity
Source: RefSeq, a predicted model, not a curated record